Penicillium lagena is the source of this 1920-nucleotide messenger RNA. RefSeq names its product sugar porter family MFS transporter. Gene Ontology annotation, cellular component: membrane. Gene Ontology annotation, biological process: transmembrane transport. Lineage: Eukaryota; Fungi; Ascomycota; Eurotiomycetes; Eurotiales; Aspergillaceae. The record is from RefSeq and is a predicted model, not a curated record. The transcript is spliced from 3 exons. Gene Ontology annotation, molecular function: myo-inositol:proton symporter activity. Bases 1 to 1920 code for a protein of 639 amino acids.
AUGUCCAAGCAAGACGAAGUGCAGGUCGAGACGGCCGACUAUGCCCCGCCAUUCAGCAGUGACUCUGACAGCAAGGGCGAGAAGGGCCACUUCGAGGAAGUGAACCUGCAGAACAAUACUUCCGCUAAGAUCAAGAACCCGCUGGCCGAUCUGAGCAAGAACCAAUUGAUCUCGGAUGUCGAAUCGUUCGCCCAGGAGUUCCAACUCGGCGAUAUCCUACCGGAGCUGAAGAAGGGAGCGCUGGUUGCUCGAGAUCCCACUGAGUUCGAGUCGGUACUGGACUUGACCGAGACCGAGCGGACAGCGCUGCAGGAUGAAGUGCUUCACAAGUGGCGCCAGCCCAAGGCGCUGUAUUUCACCAUCGUUCUGUGCUCCAUCGGUGCCGCCGUCCAGGGCUGGGACCAGACCGGCUCUAAUGGAGCUAACCUUUCUUUCCCCACUGCCUUUGGUAUCCCGGACGAUAACGGCGCACCAAACGCGGCGCGAAACUCUUGGAUCGUCGGUGUCAUCAACGCGGCCCCGUAUAUUGCUAGCGCUUUUCUUGGCUGCUGGCUGUCUGAUCCAUUGAACCGCAUGCUUGGCCGCCGUGGUGUCAUUUUUAUCGCCGCCAUCUUCUGUGUCCUCUCGCCUAUUGGCUCUGCAUGCACCCAGAACUGGCAACAACUCUUCGGUACCCGUCUUCUCCUCGGCAUCGGUAUGGGUCUGAAGGCGUCUACUAUUCCUAUCUUCUGUGCUGAGAACACUCCCGCUUCUAUUCGCGGUGGUCUGGUGAUGUGCUGGCAGCUGUGGACUGCCUUCGGCAUUUUCCUGGGUUUCUGCGCUAAUCUUGCCGUUAUGAAUACCGGUGCUAUUUCCUGGCGUCUGCAGCUUGGCUCGGCAUUCAUUCCCGCUGUGCCCCUCGUCAUCGGUGUUUACUUCUGCCCGGAGUCUCCUCGUUGGUACAUCCGCCGGGGUGAGAUGAACAAGGCGUUCAAGUCGCUCUGCCGCCUUCGCAACACCCCUCUGCAGGCUGCUCGUGAUCUCUACUAUAUCCAUGCCCAGAUCCAGGUUGAGGCGAGUCUGAUUGGAAAUACCAACUAUGCCAAGCGUUUCGUGGAGCUGUUUACGAUCCCCCGUGUUCGUCGCGCGACUCUCGCCUCGUUUACCGUCAUGAUAGCCCAGCAGAUGUGCGGUAUCAACAUCAUUGCCUUCUACUCAUCCACCAUCUUCCAGCAGGCCAACGCCACCCCCAAGGAAGCUCUGUUUGCCUCCUGGGGCUUUGGCCUGGUGAACUUUCUCUUUGCCUUCCCUGCCGUGUGGACCAUCGACACCUUCGGCCGGCGCAACCUGCUUUUGUUCACUUUCCCCCAGAUGGCAUGGACGCUGCUCGCAGGCGGCUUCUGCUUCUGGAUUCCUUCAGACUCCAAAGCACAUCUGGGAGCGAUUGCCCUGUUUGUCUUCCUAUUCGCCGCAUUCUACUCUCCCGGCGAAGGUCCCGUACCAUUCACCUACUCCGCUGAGGUCUUCCCGCUCUCGCAUCGUGAGGUCGGCAUGUCGUGGGCCGUGUCUACCUGUCUGGGAUGGGCCGCUGUUCUCUCCAUUACCUUCCCUCGCAUGCUCCAAGUCAUGACUCCCACUGGUGCUUUCGGUUUCUAUGCUGCCCUCAAUGUUACCGCCCUAGUCAUGAUCUUCUUCUGGGUUCCUGAGACCAAGCAGCGCACCCUGGAAGAGUUGGACUACGUUUUUGCUGUCCCCACCGGAAAGCACAUGCGCUACCAGGCGUUCACUUUCUUGCCGUACUGGAUCCGACGCUAUGUCUUGCGUCAAAAGAAUGUCCAGCUGGAGCCUCUGUACCAGUUUGAUGAGCAUGUCGCGACUGGCGAAGAGUUGGCUGCCGAAGUGCGCAAGCGCAGCGUUGUCUCUGCGAACAUGAAGUCGUAG